Amaranthus tricolor (Joseph's coat) is the source of this 1302-nucleotide messenger RNA. Its product is annotated as cyclin-dependent kinase inhibitor 3-like. Lineage: Eukaryota; Viridiplantae; Streptophyta; Magnoliopsida; Caryophyllales; Amaranthaceae. Gene Ontology annotation, molecular function: cyclin-dependent protein serine/threonine kinase inhibitor activity. Gene Ontology annotation, cellular component: nucleus. The record is from RefSeq and is a predicted model, not a curated record. Gene Ontology annotation, biological process: negative regulation of cyclin-dependent protein serine/threonine kinase activity. The transcript has 3 exons. Bases 288 to 983 code for a protein of 231 amino acids.
UUUCCCCGUAAUAACCAUUACAAAUACUCUCUCUUUCUCUCUCUUCUUUUCCCAAAAUCAAAAACCCUAACUUUUUAUUUUCCUCUCCAUUACUCCCAAUUUACAAAUUUCUCUUCAUCCCGCUUAUUUCUCCCCUUUCUCUCUCUCUCUCCUCCUCUGCUUCUGCUUCUUUGAAAACCCUUUUCCUUUUCCCUCUAUUUCCCCUCUUUUGAAUUUUCCCUCUUUCAAUUGAGUAUUCCGUACUUUGAAUGAAAUUGUAAUCACAAAAAACCCAAGAAAAAAAAAUUAUGGGGAAAUACAUGAAGAAAGGAAAGAUCACAGGAGAUGUUGCUGUAAUGGAAAUCCCACAAACGAAUUCGUUAGGUGUUCGUACUAGGGCUAGAACCCUUGCUCUUCAACCAAACCCUGAACUUUCUUAUCUUCAACUUCGUAAUCGAAGGCUUGAGAAACCCCCUUUUCAACCUCCUCCUCCUCCUUCUCCUAAUACUAAGUCUAAACAUCAGAAUAGUUAUAAAAACAAUGAUUCGGAUAAUCACAAGCCAAGUUCUAAGGUCCGAGUCAACUCGGUCAACUCGGCUACUUCUGGUGCUUCUAACAAAUCUCAGGGGCGUGUUCGUCAUUUUACUGUUGCUGAAUCCGAGGAUUUUCAUGAUCUUGCUUCUCUUGAGCCUUCUUUUGGGGAGAAUAAUUUGGAAUUUGAUGCUAGAGAAAGGAGCACCCGAGAGAGCACUCCUUGCAGCUUGAUUAGGGACUCGGAAAACAUAGCAACGCCUGGAUCAACUACCAGACCAUCAUGCUCCAAUGCAGAGAACCGAAGAGCUAGAAAUACACAAAGAACAAUCCCGACAAACCCAGAGAUGGAGGAGUUCUUUGCUGGCUUUGAAAAUAGCCAGCAGAAGCAUUUCCUUGAGAAGUACAACUAUGAUAUCAAGAAUGAUAUGCCUCUCCCAGGACGCUUCGAAUGGGUACGAGUAGGCAAAUAGAAGGGAGAUUCGGCAGAAAGCAAAUGCACAAUUCUUACAAGAAAAGUAUGAAAAAAAACCUGAAAGAAAUUAUGUGUAAUCUGUGAUAUGUAACAUAAGUGCAGCUGACUAAAUGUAGUCCUAACCACCCCUUCUUUUAGCAUAGUUUAGCAGACUGAUUUUUAGCUUUUGAGAAUCCAAAGAGAAGAUAAAAGUUAAUUAAUUAGGGUUAGAAUUCAGUUUAUGAUGGUUUUGCUUUAUAGUUACGCCAUUGUGAUCUGUAAUGGAUAUCAUUAAUAUUGUUCUUAAACCAACUUUAUUAGUACUUAUGACUCACUAA